GGGAUUUGAUGGCAUUUUGUAGGAGGAGAAUCUCAGCUGCUGGAGGCUGAGCUUCCUGUCCGUCCGCAUCCCGACGCGCGGAGGAACAAGACGAGCAUUCAUUCACCAAACAGAAGCCGAAGCCUAUCAGUGAUUCAGCAGCAGCAGGAGGAGGAUUAGUGCUCUGCAACCGAGCCACGCACGGGAGGAUUCUGUAAAAUAAAAUAAAAACUUCUCCCGUCUGCGCCGAAAUCUGCGCUAAAUUCUGGAUUUCCGCUGGAUGCGUGGAGCGCGCUGGAGCGGUCCAGGGGUGUAGCCGCGGUGCGUGUUUCCUGCGCUGAGCCACGGUGGUGCAUGUGAGGGAGGCGGAGGAGGAGCAGCCGGAGUGGCCGAGCAGUCAGAAGGAUGCUGGAGGGCAAUGCCUGCAGAACGAGAGGAUGAGAUUUGUCGAAAGGCGCUGGGGCUGCUGUCCGACCUGUGCUCCAAGGGCGAGGUGCAGGACGACAGCUGCCUGGAUUUCAUCUACUACUUCAGGGACCUAGCCAGACCCAGAUACACCGACUCAGAUGUGUCGGUGAGCCUGCUGUCCCUGCUGGUGACCACCUGUGGCCUGGCCCUCUUCAGCGUCUCGCUCUUCGUAUCAUGGAAGCUCUGCUGGGUGCCGCUCAGUGGACGCUUCCUCCCCGACGUCCUCAAGGGGGCGCACUUCCUGGGAGGAGACCAGCAGCCCGUCCUCACCGAGGUGGAAGGGGAGGAGAGGGAGUACAGCGAGGAUGGCUGUGUGAAGGAGCCUUCAGGGCCGCCGUCGGGUGUCGGCGUCCCAGAAUCUGGUCUGAAGAUCAGCCAUACAUCGCCUGACAUCCCCCUGGAGACCCAGACCAAGGUGGAGAAGAACCAGGUCCACACUCUGGCCAGGGACCGGGUUCAGAGGCAGAUCACUGAGCCUACCUCCUCUGUACGGCACAACUCCAUCCGCCGACAGAUGAACUUGUCUAAUCCGGACUUCAACCCAGCUCAGUUCCAGCGUCAGGAGUCUCUGUCUGGUUUGGGUCGGAUCAAACCAGAACUCUACAAGCAGAGGUCAGUGGAUGCAGAAGACGGGCGCCGGACCGACAGCUGUGGGCGUCUCCACUUCAUCCUCAAGUUCGACUUUGACCUGGAGCAGCUGAUCGUGAAGAUCCACAAGGCCCAGGACCUUCCCGCCAAGGACUUCUCAGGGACCUCCGAUCCUUACGUCAAGAUCUACCUGCUGCCUGACCGCAAAACCAAGCACCAGACCAAGGUGCACCGAAAGACACUCAACCCAGUGUUCGAUGAGGUGUUUCUGUUUCCCGUGGCUUACGCCGAGCUCUCAAACCGGAAGCUGCACUUCAGCGUCUACGACUUCGACCGAUUCUCUCGGCAUGAUUUGAUCGGUCAGGUGGUGGUGGACAACUUCCUGGAUCUGGCCGAUUUUCCACGGGAGACAAAACUGUGCCGGGACAUUCAGUAUGUGACCUCGGACAACGUGGACCUUGGAGAGCUGAUGUUCUCGCUGUGCUAUCUCCCCACGGCCGGCCGGCUCACCAUCACCAUGAUCAAAGCCAGAAAUCUCAAAGCCAUGGACAUCACUGGAGCUUCAGAUCCGUACGUAAAAGUGUCUUUGAUGUGUGAAGGCCGGAGGCUAAAGAAGAGAAAGACGUCGACGAAGCGUAACACUCUGAACCCGGUGUACAAUGAAGCCAUUGUGUUUGAUGUUCCACCCGAGAACAUCGACCAGAUCAGCCUGCUUAUAGCCGUCAUGGACUACGAUCGGGUCGGACACAACGAGGUGAUCGGGGUGUGCAGGGUCGGCAACGAGGCCGAGAGUUUGGGCCGAGACCACUGGAGCGAGAUGCUGACGUACCCACGAAAACCCAUCGCACACUGGCACCCACUUAUAGAGUGGGUCGGACAGGGACCGACGGUUAGCGGCAGCCAAGGAGGAUCCACCAACUCCCUGAAGACACCUCCAUCACCGUGACCACACAUCAAACAAUCACUCUUAAGAGGCUCAGGGUGGUAGAAAGAUGGACGAGGGACCAACAGAAGGUCCUAAAUAGACGUUAAAGCAGACUAACCAUCAGUAGAUCCAUCAGCUAGCAGCUAUCACUCCAACUGAGGCGUCAUUAGACUGAGCUUUAGUGCUAAGACUGUUGCAGAGGCUAACACCCACUUCUUACUUCCUCUUGUGUCUUCACAACCAAAACUAACUACAUUCCAAGUGAGCUACUACUUUUGUUUGUCAUAUCGAGCUGUUUACUGACAGUAUUAACAGGUUAACAGGCCCAGCUUUUGUUCUUCUUUUUUACUUCUUAGCAAAAUCGCAGUUUGUGGACCAAAAUCGUUUGUUUUUAGGCGAAAGUGUGGCGCUGUAACUGUGUGAGUGAUCCGCUAUCAUAGACAAAGUAUUUGCUCAGUAGUAAGAGUUAGAAGCGACCUGUUCAAGACUCUUUUGGACAUUUUUGCGUUGGAACUCGUCAUGCGUUGGUUUAACAGUUUGUGUUGGAUGGUUUUGUGGCAGAACAUUUCCAGUAAAGACGUAAACUGAAGAGUAAAACAGCUGGCAGAUUAAACAUAAAGUGUUUUAUUAUGUGCAUGUUAAAUUGUCAUACUUUGUUAGCAGGGUGUGGUCAAAAUAAAGGAAACACAAGCGGAAUAGUUGUCAUUAUUGCUUGUUCUGGCAUAAAGGGCAGUCGGUUCUUACUCUCUAAGGCAGAGUGAUGAAGCUUUUGAGUGAUUCUUUUGGUUUUUUACAACGUGAUUGUUCAUUUUUUGCAGUUUUGGACUACAUUUGUUGUGGUAGUCAAGGCUGUUUUCCUCUCCAGGAACUCUCAGGCCAUUUUAAGAUGACCUCAACCUUCUUAUCCAUCUUCUGCCAACUAGAACCGACUGUAGAAAGAGUUUCAGAGCCGUUUUCAUGGUUGAACAAGCUCAUAGUUCAGGGUGCGGUCUUCAGAUCAUCCUGAAAAACUCCUGCAGAGGUCUUGAUGGUGAUUAUUUGGACUCAGAGAGACUCGAUAACCCAAUAAUCGUAAAGAUAAAUCAUUGUACAAUGGAAAUUACCUAACAUGCUAAUAGAGCUAUUUUUAAUCAGACAUUCACCACAAAGAUUGCUCGCUUACGUUAGCCGUUUAAAUUAAAGAAUACUGUUUGAGUAGGCUACCUGGAAUCCAUUGAGUGUCACAGAAGCCUUUGUCAUGGUGCCCAUUGCUAGUUAAAGUCCCACAAUGCUCUUUGCUUGAGCAAGUUUCCUCUGGUCUCUACAGUAUUAAACGUAAAGAGACUCCACCUGGUGGAACAACCAGGAACUACAGCUGAUCUACAUUUUUUGACAUGUACGACCUUCUUUGUUUCCUGCCUUAUCCGUUGACAUUUUUAAUCGGUUAAAAAAAAUAAGAUAAAGCUAACAUCGUGCAUCAUAAUGAAAUGGAAAUUCUGAAAAGUCAGUUGCAUAGCUUGUUUAGUAAAAGUUAGCACCGUCUUGUGCCUGCAGUGGGAAGUCAGGAAUUAAACCGGUGCUCUUAUGCUGAAAGAAUUUUUAGUAUUGUAGCUAUUCUGACGCAAACGGAAAACAAAAUGGUCCAAAAAAUACUAUUAACUAAUAUGGCUUACGACCAGAUUUUAGCUACAGAGUAAUAGAUUAUAAUGCAGGACUUGUUUGGGUUUACAUUGUACUUAAAGCUGCAUUAAGUGAUUUGUUUUUGUCCUCGAGGGGAAGCUUUUCUUUUAACACAUCCAGCAGACAAGGAGCAACACUAUCAGUCCUAUUUUAAUGACAAAGCCAUCUGUCCUUCCUUUGGGAAGUAUUUGCCAUUUUUGCACAUAAAUGUUUGUUUACUUUAUAAAUGUGCCAUUUGGUCCUUGGCACGAAGCAUGUAGUCAUUUUUUCUGGACUGUAGAUCCCAAACAAUGAACUAAAAUGAGCUAAAAUGAGAGAAACUGCAGAGUUAGGUGGUUAUUUUCACAUUUUCCAUACAUUUUUUAUGUGGUAGCGCUGCAUGUUAAUAAAAAAAUAUCAGUUAGUGCAGCUUUAAGUGUUGCAGAUCCCUUUAGAAAUUCAUAGUUAAUGAAAUUACACGCUGCUGAUUGACGUGCACUGAGGAUUUUACAGCCCCUGAGGGUGGAUGCUAGCACAAAGGUGAAUGCUAAGAAGGUGUGAUUCAUUAGUGCCAGUUUCUCCAAUGAGCUCACUUUGAUUUUACCAAUUAAACCCACAUAUUCUGAAUAAACUGCGACAGCUCGAGUGUUGAUGGGAACUGAAACUGCAAAAAAAAAGAACCCAUAUUGUAAUAAACUGCUGUAGAAUGAUUGUGUCAAGUGAUGUCAGUUGCACAAAAACUACAUCUGCAAACGGAUGGGGAAUCCUUUGUGCCUUUUAGAUGGAGGCUUUGCCAUUAUAAUGUAGAUGGCUUCUAUUUAGACAGAGUUUAAUAUAGAAUAAAGGUUUAAUUCCUUCCCUUUGCAGGGAUUUGAGCUGCCCUGAGCCUCCAUAGUGAAACCGAACGCAGCGUUCUUUUAUCUGGACCACACCCUGCAGUUGUUUUAUUAAACCAGUGUUUGUUUUUUGAAAAAAUUCUGAUUAAUGCCAGUAUUGUUUCUGUCUUUGUAUUGGACACUGUCACAGAUAACGGUUUGUGUUUGUAGGUACGAUGCAUGCAUCAUAUUUUCUGCAGUCAUUUUUAAAACAUUUUUUUCUUUUUGUUGUGAGAUACUAAUCAUGCUGUAAACACGAGAUGUAUUCUGAACCUUAAGGCAGACUGUGUAAAUUGUCCUUUCAGAUGUUAUUAAUAAAUAUUUCUAUACAUA
Molecule: messenger RNA, 4806 nt
Organism: Acanthochromis polyacanthus (spiny chromis)
Lineage: Eukaryota; Metazoa; Chordata; Actinopteri; Pomacentridae
Gene: syt9b
Product: synaptotagmin IXb
Exons: 8
Coding region: 398-1981 (527 amino acids)
Biological process (GO): cellular response to calcium ion; calcium-ion regulated exocytosis; regulation of calcium ion-dependent exocytosis
Cellular component (GO): membrane; dense core granule
Molecular function (GO): calcium-dependent phospholipid binding; SNARE binding; calcium ion binding
Source: RefSeq, a predicted model, not a curated record